AUGGCUGCGAUGCCACCCGACGCAUCUUUGCCGCGGGCCGUGGACUGCGCGACACGGUAUGCUCACAUGGAGCUCGUCGAGUGGCUGCUUGCGCGGACGAAAGGCACGUCGGCGACGGUCGACUACGCGGCCAUGAUCGGCCACGUGGGGCUGCUCACGAUCCUCCUCACCGGGCUCGUGCUCUCGCACCUGCACACGCACACGUCGCUCAGCCCAAGUCUUCGCGCGAUCGACAGCGAACGGCCACUUGCAUACUGUCCGCUUCCUUGA
Molecule: messenger RNA, 270 nt
Organism: Saprolegnia parasitica CBS 223.65
Lineage: Eukaryota; Oomycota; Saprolegniomycetes; Saprolegniales; Saprolegniaceae
Exons: 2
Coding region: 1-270 (89 amino acids)
Source: RefSeq, a predicted model, not a curated record